This is a messenger RNA of Colletotrichum truncatum, 1293 nucleotides long. Its product is annotated as DUF500 domain-containing protein. Gene Ontology annotation, biological process: actin cortical patch localization; regulation of ruffle assembly; actin filament bundle assembly. The record is from RefSeq and is a predicted model, not a curated record. Gene Ontology annotation, cellular component: actin cortical patch; ruffle membrane. Gene Ontology annotation, molecular function: phosphatidylinositol binding; actin filament binding. Lineage: Eukaryota; Fungi; Ascomycota; Sordariomycetes; Glomerellales; Glomerellaceae.
AUGGGCCUCCAUAACCCGUUGCCGUCGUCUAUGGCGUCGGAAUGCAAGAAGUGCGGCAAGAUUCUGACGUCCUUUAUCGACCCUCGGCAAGCAUUUAGUCCCGACAAGAUUAUUCCUCCCUCGAUUCUCGCCAACGCGAAGGUGAGCCAUAUUCGCACCCCGCCCUCCCUACACGACUUUUCCGUCGCCGCCUUGGGCCUCGCGAUCCUUACUGUCCUUAAGGCAGGCUUCCUCGGCUCCGGUCGUUUUGGCAGCGGUCUGGUCGUUUCGCGGCUCCCCGACGGGUCCUGGAGCGCCCCAAGCGCUAUCGGUACCGCUGGUGCCGGCUUUGGAGGACAAAUUGGUUUCGAGCUUACUGAUUUCGUCUUCAUCCUCAACGAUGCGAGCGCCGUAAAGACCUUCGCCCAGGCCGGCUCUCUUACCCUGGGAGGCAAUGUCUCUAUUGCCGCGGGACCUGUAGGUCGCAAUGCCGAGGCCGCCGGCGCCGCCUCGCUUAAGGGUGUUGCGGGUAUCUUCUCCUACUCCAAGACCAAGGGCUUGUUUGCUGGUGUAUCGCUCGAGGGCUCCGUCAUUAUCGAGCGCCGCGACGCCAACGAGAAGCUCUACGGCACCCGCUACACCGCUGCUCAGAUUCUUACCGGCAGUGUUCGCCCACCACCCCAGGCCGCACCUCUCAUGAACAUCCUGAACUCCCGCGCCUUUAACGCCGGCCGCACUGGCCAGGCCAACGAUUCCAUGUAUAAUGACAUCCCCGUCUACGAGCAAGGUCACGACGAUGUGGUGUGGAACGGCCGCCGGGGUAGUGGCUAUGGCGAGGGGGAGUUUAACAACCGCAGCAGCACCUUCGGCGGUGGCAGCGGUGCCGACGAGUUCGGCGGGCCCAAAAGGUCCAGCACGUGGCAAGAUGACGUUUACGACAGGCCCACCGGCGGCGGCGGCGGCUUUGGUGGCCUGUCCCGCUCCAACACCUUUGCGUCAAGAGGAGGCAACGACAACUAUGUCUAUAGGGAUAACCCGUCGCCUGGCUUUGGCGGGUUGGAGCAAAAGACUGGGCCGCCAGGUAGGCCCGCAGCGCCGAAGCCCAACUUCGCGUCCAAGACGGCCAUGCUCAAGAAAAACGAGGCUGUUGCGCUUUUCACUUUCGAAGCGGACCAGCCUGGCGACCUUGGGUUCAAGAAGGGCGACGUCAUCACGGUGCUCAAGAAAACAGAAAGCGACACCGAUUGGUGGACCGGUAUGAUUGGAUCGAGGCACGGUAUUUUCCCGAGUAACUACGUCAAAAUGAAGGAAUAA